Meleagris gallopavo (turkey) is the source of this 4513-nucleotide messenger RNA. The record is from RefSeq and is a predicted model, not a curated record. NCBI's taxonomy places the organism in Eukaryota, Metazoa, Chordata, Aves, Galliformes, Phasianidae.
AUGGGGCAACUGUGUGGCCGACGGUGUCCCUUCAUCCCUAGGCUGCUGGUUCUGCUACUUGUCACCACAGGCACUGCAGCUGUCCAGAUCAAGCCAGUGAGCGGUGUGCUGGGGCACUCGGUGCAGCUCCCUCUGCAGCUGCACCCUGGCAGCCGUGUGAAGAGGAUCAUCUGGAGCUUCGGAGCCAAUGCCAGCAAGAAAAUAGAAGUGGCGGAGUACAACCUGGAGUUGUCCGAGCAUCUCAAGUACAACAGGCAGAGGCUGGAGUUGUUCAAUAAGACAACGCUGCAGAUCGGUGCCCUGGAGCAGGGUGACAGUGGGGUCUAUGAUGCACACAUCACGUAUCAGUCAAAUGAGGUGGAUGAAUGUUCCUUCAACCUCACUGUCUACGAGCCUCUGCCAGUGCCCCUGAUCCAGCAUGAGAUCCUGUCCUACACUGCCCAGAACUGCAGCAUCAUCCUGCGGUGCUUGGUGCCGGCUGGAAGUGGUGCUCAGACCACCUGGCAGCACGACAACACCUCCAGUGCAACUUGGAGACAGAGUGACAACAGUGACGUGCUGCAGGUGACCAUCUCUGCCAGUGCCCUGAAUGCCAUCUUCACCUGUGUGGCCUGGAACCCGGCACAGGAGCGGAGCAAGUCCAUGGACCUGGCAGAACUGUGUGCACAAGACGCACGCAGGUGGAGGUGGCCCAUCUACCUGGCAGUGCUGGUGGGUGUCGUGGGAGCCUUGAGCAUCGCGCUGUACCUGCUGAAGAGGAAGAGAAAGGCUCACAAAGGUGGGCGAUGCUGUGGGGUGAAGGCUGCAGCCAGGGGGGCAGCGGGCAGGCGGGAGGGUGCCGUCCCCAUCCCGCAUGGCCUCGCCUGUCCCACAGCUGCCGCCUGCCCCGAGGAGCUGCUGUACUCCCAGGUGCAAAGAAGAGACGUCGAGGACAGGGACGAGCAGCCACACAGCUCCACCAGACUCCCAGUUCCUAUUUGCAUCAUUGCAUUCAGCUCCCCAUGGUUGUUUGCAAACAGUCAGGCCCUUUCAAGCGCAUCCAUCUCUGCAAGCACAGUACAAACCCACCCCCCCAAGCUCCCCAGUUCCCUUCCUGGCACCCUCACUUUUCCCCAAGAGCCAACCCUAAUAAAUAAGGGUUUCCAAUCCCCACCCCAUGGGAAGGUCUCCGAUGUCUCUGCCUGCAUCUCAUCCCCUGUCCCUUCUGCAGUCCCCCCUGAGGACCCCACCAUCGACGGAGCCCCCGAAAUCCUGCUGCGUGCGGGGACCCCCUACAACCUGACGUGCCGGGCACGCAGUGCCAAACCCGCUGCCACCAUCAUCUGGUACCGUGAUGGGCUGCAGCAGGACGGAGCCAUCACCACCACGGAGGUGCUGGCUGACGGCAAGAGGGAGACGACCACCAGCCUGCUGGCCAUCAACCCCACCGACCUGGACAUCGGACGCGUCUUCUCCUGCCGCAGCACCAACGAUGCCAUCCCUGCUGGGAAGGAAACCUUUGUCAAGCUCAACGUGCAUCAUCCCCCGACUGUCACCCUGUCCAUCCAGCCGCAGACGGUGCAGGAGGGCGAGCGGGUUGUGUUCACCUGCAUGGCCACCGCCAACCCUGAGAUCAAAGGCUACAGGUGGGCCAAGGGGGGGUGAUCAUUGAGGAUGAAGGAGAACAGGUACGACACGCAGGUGGACUACACUUUCUUCACCGAGCCCGUCUCCUGCGAGGUGCACAACGACAUCGGCAGCACCAACGUCAGCACGCUGGUGGACGUGCACUUCGCCCCUCGCAUCAUGGUGGCCCCCAAACCCACCGUCACCGACAUCGGCUCCGAUGUGACGCUGACUUGCAUGUGGUCCGGCAACCCCCCGCUGACCCUCACCUGGACCAAGAAGGAGUCCAACAUGGUGCUGAGCAACAGCAACCAGCUGUACCUGAAGUCGGUGACACAGGCGGAUGCAGGGCAGUACAUCUGCAAAGCCAUCGUCCCCCGUAUCGGCGUGGGCGAGCGUGAGGUCACUCUCUAUGUCAAUGGGCCCCCCAUCAUCUCCAGUGAGGUGGUACAGUACGCGGCACGUGGAGACCGUGGCAAAGUGGAGUGCUUCAUUGGCAGCACGCCGCCCCGGACCAUCGCCUGGGCUUGGAAGGAGAACAUUUUGGAGGCAGGGACGCUGGAGCGCUACACGGUGGAGAGGACCACGAUGGGGAGCGGGGUGCUGUCCACCCUCACCAUCAACAAUGUGAUGGAGGCCGACUUCCAGACCCACUACAACUGCACCGCCUGGAACAGCUUCGGGCCAGGCACCGCCAUCAUCCAGCUGGAGGAGAAAGAGGUCCUGCCCGUGGGCAUCAUUGCCGGGGCCACCAUUGGGGCCAGCAUCCUCGUCAUCAGCUUCCUCGUGGCACUCGCCUGCUUCCUCUACCGGCGUCGGAAAGGAAGUCGGAAGGAUGUCACCCUGCGCAAGCUGGACAUCAAGGUGGAGACGGUGAACAGGGAACCACUGACACUGCAUGCUGACAGGGAGGAGGAUACAGCCAGCGUCUCCACUGCCACCCGUGUCAUGAAGGCCAUCUACUCGUCGUUCAAGGAUGACGUGGACUUGAAGCAGGACCUGCGCUGCGACACCAUCGACACCCGCGAGGAGUACGAGCUGAAGGACCCAACCAAUGGCUACUACAACGUCCGUGCCCACGAGGACCGCCCAGCCUCCCGCACUGUGCUCUAUGCUGAUUACCGCGCUCCAGGACCGGCCCGUUACGACGCACGCCCACCCUCACGCCUGUCCCACUCCAGUGGCUACGCACAGCUCAACACCUACAGCCGUGGCCCUGCAUCUGAGUACAGCGCAGAGGCAGCAGCGAGCACCGGGGCCCCUCCGGGCACAGCAGGUGGUGAAACAGCCAGCCAGCUCUCCUAUGAGAACUACGGGGGGCACGCUGCCUUCCCAGCCGGCGGUGGCUACGGCGGGUACCGGCUGGGCUACGGGCAGCCCACCAGCCUGGAGCGGGCACCCUACGAUGCCUACGACCCCAUGGGCAAGUACGCCAGUGCCACCCGCUUCUCCUACACCUCCCAGCACUCGGACUACGGGCAGCGCUUCCAGCAGCGGAUGCAGACACACGUUUAGGGUGGGCAGAGGGUGGUGGGUGAUGGGGUCUUGGUGACCGUCCCCUGAUAUUCAGGGGCACAUCAUGACCCCCUCGCUCCACUCCUGCUUGUGCUGGGUCCCUUUUCUUCGAGCUUCCACUCCCCACUGGGAUAUUGGUUGUCUUUGCGGUACCUUCUCCAAGGAGUCUGGGGUGUCCUCCUCUGCUGGACCCCCCAGACUCUUCCCUGUCUCAGCUGGGGGGACCCUGGAGCCCUCCCAAUGGGGGCAUGGCCCUACCAGCACCACCCGUCGUAUGGCACAUGGGAGAUGCUCUGUGUGCAUAUACAUCUAUAUGCACACAGAGGUGCUGUGCCUGGCUUCUGUUUUCUCCCUAAAACGCCCCAUCCCAGCCUGUUGCCAUUCCCUGUGCCUUGACUCUGGGGACACCCCACGCUCAGGGUUGGCUCCCUUCCGUCCAUCUGUCCGUCCAUCCCGGUACAGCAAGCUCAGCAGAGCCCCCAUACGCACAGCCACAGCAAUGGGACGGGAGCCCUCUGUGAAUGUAUAUACAGGUGUAUUGGAGAGCAGGGCUGGGCUCACCCCUGGAGAAGGGUUUUGGUCCCCAGAUGGGCACUGAGGUCAGCAGGGACCUCGAUUCUGCUCAGAGCAAGGAUUGAGGCUGCAGAUGAGUGCGGUGGUUUUGGGACUUACAAUGUGAGUGUGGAGGCACAAUGCUGGGAUGGGGGUGCACCCCCAUGGACCCUUGGGAUUAGGUACGAAGCUCCCUCACCACCUGCUUGGCUCUGGCAUAGGGAGGGGGCGGGCUCGGUGGCCCCUGUCCUGCAGAACUUCCUCCUCCUCCUCCUCCUCCUCCUCCUCCUCGCUGCCCCAUGGCACGCAGGUACGAUUUGGCCGCAGGACGGUUUGGGAAGGGGCACGGCCGGGGGUCCCCUACCCCUCCUGUCCCCACUGGGUUUAACCACGACCCCAAAGGUACUGUCAGGACGGUGCUGAGCCCAACCCAGCCUGAGCCCCCACCCCGGCUGGACCACGUGCCAUUUCUCGCAAUGGUGCCUGAUGUAACCCUGGCUGUCGCCCCAAAUGCUGCACCCCACAAUAGCAAUAGCACCCCGGCAGCAUCCCACCCCGAAGCCAAGCUGAAGCUUUAAACACUCCCCAGGGUGGGGGAGUGGGAACAGGACCGCCUCCCCCCCCGGCCCAAAGGGAGCCCUGGGACAGGUGGCAGCGGCCGGAGCGUGGGGGCAAGUGGGUUCCCUCCCAGCACAGGCUGUUGUAGACUCCCCCCCCCUAGAGACACGUAUCUGUGACCCCUACCCUGCCCCCCAAACCCGCCAUUUUUUUAUUUUCCAUUUUCCUUUUUUUAAAUAUUAUGUACUAUAUUUUUAGUCUUAAACACGAUAUAUUAUAUAUA